AUGGCAGCGCCGCCGUCACAGAGUUGGGGGAUUACCCACAGCCAUUGCCGUUCACCAGCGACCAUCUCUUCUACGUGCUUCAGAGUUCAGCCGGCAGGCCAAUCGGCCCCAUGCCAAGGUCCUUCAAAUGGGCCGCAAAAUUGCCUGACUUUGACACCGACUCCCGGCGACCUGGAGAACAAUCUCCAUCGCCCGGUUGGACAUGGCUACAACCUGGCAAAGCAACAGGUCGUAUCUUCGGUCGCUGUUUACCUCCCAUCCUCCAUUUAG
Molecule: messenger RNA, 270 nt
Organism: Letharia columbiana
Lineage: Eukaryota; Fungi; Ascomycota; Lecanoromycetes; Lecanorales; Parmeliaceae
Exons: 1
Coding region: 1-270 (89 amino acids)
Source: RefSeq, a predicted model, not a curated record